AUGGCCCAAACACGCGGCGCAACCGGCAACUCCAAGCCACGAGUCUUCGCGACCGUCUCCACCGAGCCAACGCGCAAGCGCAAGACUCCCGCCACCAGCACGACCGCAGGCACAAAGGCGAAGACCACCAAGAGCGCCACAGGUGCAGGCGUGACCAAGAAGCGCGCCGCAAACACAACCCACAAAAGGAAGCCCAGCGUCAAAGACAAGGUCGAGGGCGCGGUCGAAAAGAUCGAGGGGACAAUCGAAGGCAAGCCGGCCAAAAAAGCGGCGGGCACCAAGAAGAUGCGCGGCACGGACGGCAAGAAUAGCAGGACCGCGAAAGUCAAGACCGUGGAGGCUUAG
Cladophialophora yegresii CBS 114405 is the source of this 345-nucleotide messenger RNA. RefSeq lists its product as uncharacterized. NCBI's taxonomy places the organism in Eukaryota, Fungi, Ascomycota, Eurotiomycetes, Chaetothyriales, Herpotrichiellaceae. Bases 1 to 345 code for a protein of 114 amino acids. The transcript has a single exon. The record is from RefSeq and is a predicted model, not a curated record.